This is a messenger RNA of Plasmodium malariae, 5115 nucleotides long. Its product is annotated as conserved Plasmodium protein, unknown function. The coding region runs from base 1 to 5115 and encodes 1704 amino acids. The record is from RefSeq and is a predicted model, not a curated record. NCBI's taxonomy places the organism in Eukaryota, Apicomplexa, Aconoidasida, Haemosporida, Plasmodiidae. The transcript has a single exon.
AUGCGGUUGUUAAGGACAGUAAAACACCAUGGUUGGUACCUAAUAAUAUGUGAUACAGUAAGACACAAUAAAACAAAUAGAAAUUACCCCAUCGUGGUAUUGAAAAGGUUCGCUCACAUUUUUUCCAAUCUAGAUAGUCUUCAAAAUGGAAAAGCGAUAGAAGGUGUAGUUAAAAGGGAGGAACAAAACAAUGAAGGUGCACACUAUAAUAUAAAUGGUAAAAGCAGAUAUACAUCUGGCAGUGUUCACAUACAAAGUGGAAAUUAUUACAACAUCGAAACGAAAAGAGGAGAAGGGGAUAAGACCCAACUAAGAGCCAUUCCAACAGCAGAUAAUAAAACGAAAGGGAAGAUAGAGCACCUUUUAUGUACGUAUAAAUCAAGGAAACUACAUGAUACAGUUCUAGAAAUUCUAACAGUUAUAAAUAACAACGGGAAAAACAAAGAUAUAUACAUAAAUAAGAAUAUAUUACUACCUUUUUAUAAUAUAUUAGUUAAACGUAAAUAUUACUUAAACAACUUGAAAAGUCAUAUGUAUGAUGAUUAUUGUACUCUGAACAUUUUUGAUUACAUCCAUUAUAAUAUUAAUGUACACUUAAAACAGUAUAACUUAAAAAAUGUGCAUCAUUUGUUGAGCAGUUUGUCGAAAUAUGUUCAUAAAAACAAACCUAAUAAGAUAACAAAUGAACUUAUUGCAAAUAUUUUUUAUUUUUCCUUUUUUACGCAUUUUAAUAAAUACAAUUAUGCAAAAAGAAAUAGGUAUUAUAAUGAUGUACAGUUGAGUAAGAGCAGAAAUGAGGAAAAAGAAAAAGCAUCUACUAUAGAUAAAGUACGAAAUCAGGAAAAUAGUAUAGCUAGUACAAAGGAAAAUACUAGACUGCACAAAUAUGACCACAGGAACGAUUCAAUCGAGCAGUAUUAUAACAAUAACGUAGUGGGUGGAAAUUCCCUAUCCAUGGAAGAAAAUUAUUUUGAAAAAGAUGGACUCAAAUUUUCGGCAGAUUCAAAUCUUGUUAGUAAGAAAAAAAGAAUCAUUUUAUAUAGUGACAGUUUCCCAAAAAAAGCAGCUCAAAAUAAGCUUAUAAAAUAUGAUAGAUGCUACAAUGAGGAGCAAACUUUUGUUUACUUAAACAGCUAUAUUGUUUUUUUGUCCAACCAUCCUACAUAUAUUACGAAUGAAAAGAUUAUGUACAACAUUUCUCUUCUAGCAAAGAACAUUACACAGUUUGAAAUAAAUCCCAUAAUAGCUUUGUCCUUUUUAUCAGCCAGUUUAAACGUAUUCCAUACUGUGGAAAAGAAAAAAAUGGGGGGGAAAAGGACUUCAUCUCUGUUUAUACAUACAAAAACGAACUACUAUAUAUUGUACUGUAUUUUAAAAGAUCUCAAUGAGAAGAUAAGAAAAAACAGAAUUCAAAAUAAUAAUGAUGAAGUGGACACACACGGAAUGGAAAUACAUAGGGAGCAUCAAACAAACGGCAAGUAUCCACAAACAAGUGAUAAAGUAAACGACAAUUCGUGCUAUACUACUCCGAACGAAGCGAAAGGGAAAUGUGUAAAAGGAGAAAAGGAUUACCUUAAUUUGUGGUACUUUUCUCAUAUAAUUCAUGUUAUAAAAAUUUUAAAAAUUGAAAACUUUAUAUCAUUGAAUUUUGAAUUUUCAAAGGAUGCAGAAAAGUGUGUAACGGAUGCGUUCAUCCAUAUGAUCUUUCACAUGAGUAACUACAUUUCAAAUUUUCAAAAUGGAUGUACUUUGAAUUCACAAAACGACUUGAACAGCUUUGUGUCUAUAUAUGUAAACAUAUCAACAUUAUUAAAUGAGUUAACAAAGUUUAGGAAUAUUUUUAAUGUGCUUCUUACCUUUUUGAACGAUUCCUAUAAAAUCAUACAUAUACAGUAUAACAACCUGCAUGUGAACAUGAUGAUUAACCUAGUGAGAGGUAUGUACAGUCAGAUAUCAACAUAUUCAAAGGAGAAUUCGUAUGAGUUACAUUUUGGAAAAUUGCAUAAAUUGCAUAAAUUAUUUACAUGUAGCAUAAAGGUAAAGCAAGUUGAUCCAUUUCUAAAUAACAACUCAGAAAUUAAGACUCUAGUUAAUAUACUUAACCUGGUGCAGAAUGUAUCACUCUGUAUAUUGAUUCCAUAUAAAGAAAAAGAAGACGUUGAACUAAGCAAACUAAUAACAAUGCUCCACUAUUUACACAAAAUAAACAAAAUAUUCCUUUCGUUUAAUGAGAACAGUGUGUUAGAUAUACCUAUCACAAAAUAUUUGAAGCACAUUGAAAGAAAGUUUUGUAUACCGAAAAAAGGAUACAAGAACCUAGCGCAUUAUCACAUUUUGUUAUUUCUCAACUUACAUUUGUAUUACUACAACUGCAGGGGGAUAAAUUUAUCCCUCCUAAAGAACUGCUUUGCCUAUUUAGAGGAAAAGGAUUCACAUUUGUUUAUAAACGAAACGGAGGUAAUCAUGUUUUUAAAUUUUUUUUCCAAGUUAAUGCAAAUAAAAGAAAAUGUGAAAAGAAAAAAUUAUAUUUUUUCUCUGUUUAAACUUGACCAUUUUAAAAAUACGCAAAUUGGGGGAAAAGGGAAAAAGGUUCUAUCGAACAUGCACCAGUUAGUAGUCCAUUCUAACAGGGUCGAAGAUGACAACAUUUUCCACUCCAUGAGACAGUAUGUUGAACAUAGCACAUUAUCAGAUAUCAUGAAUAUAUUUGUAAAAAAAUAUUUGAACAGAAUUAUACAUAUUUUAUUUUUUCAAAACUGGGUGCAGUUAAAAAAAAAUUUAGUACUCGAAUAUAAUACGAGCUUUUUAAAUACACAGCCAAAGAUAAAAAACACAAAAUUAGAAUUUCCUUCAACUGUUUGUAGUAGCAAUAUGAAUAGUAUGAAUAUGCCAUUUUUUCCGUUGAUGAAAUACUCCCUUAAUGUGUACUUUAUGACUUACGAAAGUGUGUAUUCCAAUUACCCAUAUAAUGAAGCCGUAAAAGGAGGAGUAUUACUUAACUUGUUAAACAACAUGAUCAAAUAUAAAAGAAAUAAAUUAAAUGGAGAAAAUUUUUUUUUUAUAAUCUCGUGCUUGUUAAAGGCUAAAAUGUUUCGUCAUGAAGUCUACUACAUGUACUACAAAUUAUUGAGCACAAAUUUGCAGCAAUGGGAAAUGCCAUAUGUAUUUUAUAUAAUGAGGCGAAUAUUUGAAGAGACAGCUGAUACGGAUGUGAUGAACAGUAAAGGGGUUGGCAUCCAUGGGGGCAACAGUAGCAGCAAUAGCAGCAGCAUUUGUAGCGGAAAUAGCAGCAGCAUUUGUAGCAGCAAUAGCAGUAGCAUUUGUAGCAGCAAUAGCAGUAGCAUUUGUAGCAGCAAUAGCAGUAGCAUUUGUAGCGGCAAUAGCAGCAGCAUUUGUAGCAGCAAUAGCAGUAGCAUUUGUAGCAGCAUUAAUAGCAGCAAUGCAUCCGUUGAUGGUGAUGUACAUCGGAAUAAUGCCCCUAAUGACGAUGUGCUUAGUGAUCCACGGGGCAGGUUACACCGAAUGGGCAUAAACAGUUUAAUCGUUAGAGCAAUCGUAGAGCUGUCAAGCAAAAUAAUAUUAAACGACAAAAAUUACAUAAAUAAUUUCAAUUUUUUUAAAGAAGUUUUACAUGUUUAUUUUGAGAAAUACGAAAAAUUAUCUCUCACUUAUAAGCGCUUUAACUAUUUCGUAUUGUCCUAUCUUAAUAAUUUCACAAAAUGCAAUAAAAAAGAAUGUGAAAAAAAUUUAAUUGAAAAUAAAUUGGUCAUGCUCAUAAAUAAUGCAGCUAGCUUUUUAUACACGAUUAAUAAGUAUUCAAAUAAAACAAAAAAAAAUGAAAAAACGGAUGUAAAGGAAAAAGAAAGAAAUAUAUUGCAUGUACAUAAUACAAAAAAAAAGGACGAAAAACCAAAGUAUGCCGACAAUGUUUAUGAUUUAAAAAAAGAGCACGCGCAUUAUCUAAUGGAAUGUAUAAGGCACACAAAAAGUGAACUACCACCCAUUAUAUCAGCUUCGUCAUCUCACAUGGAUCACAUCAACUGUACAUUUAAAAGGAGCAAUACGGAAACAAACGAUGAGCAUAGGGUCCAAAAGAACGGAGCGGAGCUAAUGAAAAAUGUUCAACUUCAUAAGAGUGAUGAUACAUAUAGCGGCAAUUGCAGCAGUAGUUACAGCGGUACACACCGUAGCAACGAACGUGGAAGUUACGACGAAGAACACUUGAAAAACAAACUGACAAAACUACUACAGAAACUCUUGUGCAUACUAUAUAUUAAUAAAAUGAAAAAUAAAAUGCAACAUGAAAUAGAAUUAACAAGUAGAAAUAUUAUAGAUAUACUUAUCUCCUUAAAAAAUUGUAAAUUGCGAUAUGUGAAUAUUAUUCAAGUAUUGUCAAAAAAAUACAUUGAAAACAUUUUUACUCAAAAGAGCUCAGUUAAAACGGAAUACCAGUUAAAGUUUUUUAAUACUAUUAUAUUUCUGGACUAUUUUAAAGAAGCCAAUAAUUACUUCGAGGAGUACAUUUUAAACAAAACGGAUGAAAGCUAUAACGACAAAUUGCACCAUCAGGGAAAACCCUUCAAACGACUCAAACCGCACAUCCUGUAUUCCCAUUUUUUAAAAAUGCCAAUAAUGGAAGUUAUAUAUGCUUCAAACAUAUCAACAUAUCUUUUAAAUUUUGUCAGCUUCCUCGACUACGUAGACAUUGAAAGUCAAAAGAGAGUUUGCUCAAAGGUUAAAACGUUGAUUCAAAUAUUGUUGAAAAUGCACUGUACAUAUGACCAGCACCAUAAUCCUCAUAAUCAUCACUCAUUAGCGAAUAAACUUGUCAAAAGAAAUAUUUUUAUCCUUUUCACUUUACUAAAUUUCGCUGGUCCUUCCUUUGAUAUAUCAUCCCUUCAUUUUGAAUCACUAAACAUAUUUUAUAAUAAUUUCAUUUUAAAUUAUUUCCCCCAACAUACUAAUAUGAUACAAUCCUCCUCGACUCACCAAAAUGUUUUUGAGUUUCUUACGAACUUUUUAGAAAAAUAUUCACACCGAUACGAAGUGCACAACGAAAAACACGUUCACUUAUUUAAUGUAGAUAUAGUAUUAGUAAUACUAAGAAAACUGUAA